This is a messenger RNA of Homalodisca vitripennis (glassy-winged sharpshooter), 823 nucleotides long. It is a transcript of the gene Coq7, whose product is annotated as 5-demethoxyubiquinone hydroxylase, mitochondrial. Gene Ontology annotation, molecular function: 3-demethoxyubiquinol 3-hydroxylase activity. Gene Ontology annotation, cellular component: mitochondrial inner membrane; nucleus. The coding region runs from base 147 to 731 and encodes 194 amino acids. The transcript is spliced from 4 exons. Gene Ontology annotation, biological process: determination of adult lifespan; regulation of gene expression; regulation of reactive oxygen species metabolic process. The record is from RefSeq and is a predicted model, not a curated record. Lineage: Eukaryota; Metazoa; Arthropoda; Insecta; Hemiptera; Cicadellidae.
GCGUACGCACCUGCGUGAAGAGAAGGCCAUUUUCAGCAGGAAAACAUAACUUAGCGCGUUCUCGUACUCUACAGGAAUAUAUAUAAUAAACCAUUUACAACUUUACAAAUCACAUCUGCAUUACUGAAGACAUCACCAGACCUAAAAUGCAGAGCGCAUUGCGAGCCCAGCGAGCGCCACUGCAUGCUGUGACUUGCCGGUGGGCUCACCGCACCACCAAGGAACUAGACAGCAUCAUCCGAGUGGAUCAUGCUGGAGAACUGGGAGCUGAUCGUAUAUAUGCUGGCCAAAUGGCAGUUUUAGGAAACACUUCUGUUGGACCCAAAAUCCAGGAGAUGUGGGAACAAGAAAAGUUUCACAAAGCUAAAUUUGAAGAGCUUAUCAAUAAAUACAGAGUUCGACCGACUGCUAUGGUGCCUCUCUGGAACAUCGCUGGCUUUGCUCUUGGUGCAGGCACAGCACUUAUGGGGCCCAAAGCUGCAAUGGCUUGUACAGUUGCGGUGGAAUCUGUAAUUGUGGAACACUAUAACGACCAGCUGCGCACACUCAUGGCGGAUCCCUCCAUCGACAAGGAGUUGCUUGAGACCAUCCAAAAGUUCCGAGAUGAUGAACAGGAGCACCACGAUACCGGCCUCGAUCACGGGGCUGAACAGGCACCUUUCUACAAGUUUCUCACUGACACCAUUAAACUUGGCUGCAAAGCUGCCAUCUCAAUCUCUAAAGUUGUCUAAUUUACCUUUCUAAGUGGAUUGUAAUUUUGUAUUUUAAACUUGUACCAUGUAUGUAUUUUGUUUCAAAUAAAGUUAAUGUAUUUUCAUACACA